Messenger RNA from Varanus komodoensis (Komodo dragon), 1231 nucleotides. RefSeq names its product pulmonary surfactant-associated protein C-like. The transcript has 6 exons. The coding region runs from base 1 to 648 and encodes 215 amino acids. Gene Ontology annotation, cellular component: alveolar lamellar body; extracellular region. Gene Ontology annotation, biological process: respiratory gaseous exchange by respiratory system. NCBI's taxonomy places the organism in Eukaryota, Metazoa, Chordata, Lepidosauria, Squamata, Varanidae. The record is from RefSeq and is a predicted model, not a curated record.
AUGGCAGCGAGGAGAGCAGAAUCUUAUGCUUCCCUGCUGAGCCGCAGCUUUUCUCCCCAGAUCUACAGGUUUAUACCUCAAGUGCCUAAGGACAGGAAGCACAUGAUCCUUAUCUCCACAGUGCUGGUGCUUCUGGCCACGGUCAUCAUCGGGGCCAUUCUCAUCGGUGUGUACAUUACACAGGAGCACACCGAAAGGGUGAUUAAAAUGAUCAGCCACGGAGACAGCGGUGCAGUGGUGGAGCAAACUGUGAUGCUGAACAACCAGGGAGGGGUGGCUGCUUUUCGGGUCAAGAGCAACAGAACCUCAGCCACUGUUGUCUAUGACUACAAGAACCGUCUCAUUGGCUUCCGAAUUCAUGGCAGAAGACAGUGUUUUGUGGUGGCAAUGGAUUCAGUGGAGGUGCCAAGCUUAAAUGAGAUCACCCAAGGAAUUGAACACUUCGAUCAACAGAUCUCAGGAGACGACAGCUUGGCCUACAGCUUCAAGCAGGGAGAACUGGCUGACGAGACCACACUAGGAUUCACAGUGAAUAUCCUUUGUAGCAACCAUCCUACAUACUGGGCGGAGAAAAAGCACAAAGAGCAACGAGGAGGACUGCUCCCCUGUCUGGGGCUCUUGAUUCUCAGAAUCUGCUUCAUGCUUUAAUGCCACUCACAUCUUAUCAGUGCUGUUCCAACGCUCCUGCGAUGAGAUAUAUGUCUGGGGCUGCACUUUCUGUCACAUUAAUCCUUGCUGCAGAACAUCACUGUCACCCUCAAAGAGUGUGGGUGAUGAAUAACAAGGGCUGUGUUUGCAUGUUGCAGUAAGCCACAGUGGGUUGGUUGUUGCCUGAAGUCACACAGAGCCAUUUCGGUCCUGAAGCAAACAAUGCCAUGAGCUAACACGACAACUCUGCUGCGCUUCCCAUAUGAGCCGCCUUCUUUAUGAGCCAGUGUGCUGGACUGGGGCUUGAGUCCCCACACAGCCAGGAGGCACACUGCGUGACUUCAGGCCACUCACUGUCAGCCUAACCUACCUCACAGGGUUGUUGUUAUGAGGACAAAAUGGAACGGAGGAGGACUCUGUAAGCUGAUUUGAGUUUCUUGCAGGAGAUUUUAAGAAAGCAGGCUACAAAUGCAACAUAGUAAUAAUAAUGUGAAAACAUUUCUAUGGAGGCCCUACUUUGGGUAUCUCAGCCACCUGACUGAAAACCUGGAGAGCUGCUGCCAGCCUCCUUCCCCAAGCCAGU